AUGGCGAGGCGGCGCAGAGAUCAGUCUCCAUCGAAUCUCAAACUGAAACAACCUGACCGGUCGGGCCCGACUGAGAAAACGCUGCUGCAGCUCGCCGAAGAGAGAGGGCUGUUCGAGCAGGCGAAAAAGAGGGAGGAUGAAAUCGGGAAAAAAGCUGGCAAAACCGCCAUUUCCAGGCCGGCCGGGGAUGAGGAUGGCGACGAGGCUGGGCUACCGCCUGCCGUCGAGCGUGUGCUCGAGACGUUGCUCUGGGCCGUGAGCUUGGCCAUGCUCCACUUUACCCUCGACGUCCUCGUCCACCACCAGUACUCGAUCGACAGGAUAGUAUGGCCCAAGGUCUGGGCGAGGUUCGGCCAAGCUUUGUUCGUCUUCGGUCUCCUCAUUUACGUCUUCCACCCGCAUGCUGCAAACCCGAGGCUGGUCCCCGGGUUGGCCCCGCGAUUCCAGUCCGCCCUCCGCCAAGCCAUCUUCUUAGCCGCCAGCAUAUCCACCGGCUGCUACCUGAUCCACAUCACCAACACGUCCGGCUACAUGGCCGUCAUGAAGCAAGCCCCCUCGGUCGGCUGCCUCUGGGUGUGGUCUGUCAUUGAACUUGAGCUCCCCUGGGCAGUCUGCAGCCUUGCUGUGGCGGCGGCGUUUCUUUGGCAGAAGGGUUAUAGCAUCAAAUGA
Messenger RNA from Thermothielavioides terrestris NRRL 8126, 669 nucleotides. RefSeq lists its product as uncharacterized. The record is from RefSeq and is a predicted model, not a curated record. The coding region runs from base 1 to 669 and encodes 222 amino acids. NCBI's taxonomy places the organism in Eukaryota, Fungi, Ascomycota, Sordariomycetes, Sordariales, Chaetomiaceae. The transcript has 2 exons.